Brachypodium distachyon (stiff brome) is the source of this 1115-nucleotide messenger RNA. RefSeq lists its product as uncharacterized. Bases 160 to 807 code for a protein of 215 amino acids. Gene Ontology annotation, molecular function: protein-disulfide reductase activity. The transcript has 7 exons. The record is from RefSeq and is a predicted model, not a curated record. Lineage: Eukaryota; Viridiplantae; Streptophyta; Magnoliopsida; Poales; Poaceae.
GGAAGGGAAAAGGAAGAGAAAGCUGUCGCGGUGGAGCAAAAGCCGACCAGUAAACAAACCCAUUUGAACCGGAGGCCACCGCUGCGCCGCGAAGCCUCUCCUCCUCGCUCGCACACCACGCCAGGCCAGCACACGAGGGAGACGGGAGAGAGAUCGACGAUGGCGAGCUCGCUGGCCCGCCUGGGAGCGGCGCUGCAACCCCGCGCUCGCCCGCUCGCCGCGGCGUCGCGGCGGAUUCUGCUGCCACAGGGAGGGCGGUGGGACCCCGCGGCUGCCGCCUCCCGCCCGGCUUCGCUGUACGCUUGCAAAUGCCAAGUUCACUCGAACGUGAAGGUGUCCCCACCUACGUCGGAGGUGAAGGAUGGGGGAAAUUCGUCCCAAAGUUGGAGGAUUAAGAUGCUCUAUGAUGGUGAUUGCCCGCUCUGUAUGCGUGAGGUAAACAUGCUGAGGGAAAGAAACAAAUCCUAUGGAGCUAUAAAUUUUGUUGACAUCAGCUCAAAAGAUUAUACUCCCAAGGACAAUCAAGGUCUUGAUUAUGAAACUGCCAUGGGGAGGAUACAUGCCAUUCUUGCAGAUGGAACUAUCGUCACAGAUGUUGAGGCAUUUAGAAGGCUUUACGAGGAAGUGGGACUUGGAUGGGUGUAUGCUGUUACCAAGUAUGAACCUGUGUCUACCAUAGCAAAUGCAGUAUAUGGUGUAUGGGCCAAAUACCGUAUGGAAGUUACAGGUCGACCUCCACUGGAGGAAAUUUUUGCAGCACGAAGACAAGCGGGCGAAUGUAAAGAUGAUAAAGCAUGCAAGAUGUGAGCAGCAAAGGCGCUGGUUUUCCCGGCUCUUUCACUGCUACUCUGCUACAUACCUUUAAAUAGUCACAUAUACAUAGGUAGCAAGUCUCGCAUUCAAAUGAUAACAAGAUCCACUAUCACAACGUUUCCCGUGUUGGAGAGCAAAUAAUUCCAAAAUCUGUACACUGGUUCUGUGGGAAAGAAAAGCUGAUGAGCUGUGGCAGGUGGUCAUCUAGGGACGCUGUCUUCAGUUCUGCAGGGAGGUCGCCGGUUGCUUUGUUUCCUAGCCUUCCCGGCGACCUCCUCCGUGUAUGACCAGCUGCGUUCACU